Molecule: messenger RNA, 943 nt
Organism: Neohortaea acidophila
Lineage: Eukaryota; Fungi; Ascomycota; Dothideomycetes; Mycosphaerellales; Teratosphaeriaceae
Exons: 4
Coding region: 281-853 (190 amino acids)
Cellular component (GO): cytosol; intracellular membrane-bounded organelle; membrane
Molecular function (GO): calcium ion binding
Source: RefSeq, a predicted model, not a curated record
UGAAUGGCCUGCCCGUGAGCGCGCCGCGGCUUGCACAGCCACGCGCCCUUGGCAAUAGCGGGGCCUGCCUUUUCAACAGAUCGUCAGUGAUGAAGCCCCCAGCAAGAUUAUGCACGUCUUGUCCUGAACAUCUUCCUCUUUCACUCCAACCAUCCUGCGCACUCUCUCCUACUCCUCAUCCUUCAUCCUGACCCUACGUUCGACCCUCCAACCAUCCACGACCCUUCAACCCCCGCAUUCACGCGGAUAAGACAAGCCGGGAAGCGGUGGUACGCCCAAGAUGGGCAAGAGUCAGAGCAAGCUGUCGCAGCAAGAACUCAUCGAUCUGCAGCGUGCCACACACUUUGACAAGAAGGAGCUACAGCAAUGGUAUAAGGGCUUCCUCAAAGACUGCCCCAGCGGCAUGCUCACCAAAGCCGAAUUCCAAAAAAUCUACAAGCAAUUCUUCCCCUUCGGCGACCCCUCCAGCUUCGCCGACUACGUCUUCAACGUCUUCGACGCCGACAAGUCGGGCAGCAUCGACUUCAAGGAAUUCAUCUGCGCCCUGUCCGUCACCUCGCGCGGCAAGAUGGAGGACAAGCUGGACUGGGCCUUCCAGCUCUACGACAUUGAUGGCGACGGCAAGAUUUCCUACGACGAGAUGCUGGCGAUUGUCGAGGCGAUUUACAAAAUGGUCGGCAGCAUGGUCAAGUUGCCCGAGGACGAGGACACGCCGGAGAAGCGGGUGAAGAAGAUUUUCCGCAUGAUGGACAAGGAUGAGAAUGGGAGUUUGGACAUGGCGGAGUUCAAGGAGGGCAGCAAGCGCGACGAAACCAUCGUCUCGGCGCUAUCGCUCUACGACGGCUUGGUGUAGCGACUGUCUGUCUUUCCCCCGGCUCGGUUGUACGCAUACCCACACGGCGUUUUGGUGAGGUUAGGUAUGAGACCAGAAUUGGAACUGCGG